Molecule: messenger RNA, 3816 nt
Organism: Penicillium canariense
Lineage: Eukaryota; Fungi; Ascomycota; Eurotiomycetes; Eurotiales; Aspergillaceae
Exons: 2
Coding region: 1-3816 (1271 amino acids)
Biological process (GO): protein phosphorylation
Molecular function (GO): ATP binding; protein kinase activity
Source: RefSeq, a predicted model, not a curated record
AUGUCAGUUCUGCGCCAUGGAGGAGGCGGUUUCCUCCAGCGCCGCCUCACGAAGUUGUAUACCGAUACGAAAACCUCAUGCGAAAGUGUGACGACAGCCUCGAAAGCCCUCGACGACCCGGAGCUCGUGGCUCUGCACCAAAGCUUCCAGAAACAGCGGGAUCGGUUACUGUCGUGGGGCCUAGAUUGGAGCGAUGCGAGCGCCGCCCAGCCGAACGAUAUCGACGAAUCCCUGACCGCGGCCGGCUUCAGCGAUGUCGUUGAGAGUGUUAUGUCCUCUAUACAAGACCUGCUCAAUGACGCCGAGCAUGUUCAGCAUAUGGAUUCGCCCAUGCCUUCCAAGGAGCGCAAACUGGAUUUGCCGUCGAAGGAUUCUCUGGGGAGCCGGCCCCUCAAGACACAAUGGACAGACGAUGAUAUCAGUCGUUCGAAGACAAUACUGAGUGACUUGACAGCUUGCAUAGACACGCUCUAUGACUUGUCCCGCUCGCGCCGAACCAUGGCAUCUAGCAUGUCCUCGAACAAGUAUAGCACUGGUAGUCGCCGAUCGAAACCUUCCCCCGUUACACCCUACGACGCAUCCUAUGGCUCCUUCUCUGACUCGAAGGAGAAGGUCCAAACCCCUAAGCAAAUGUACGACCCCUUCACGUACUCUCCCUCGACUGCAAAACACGAUUAUAGCUACCCCUCCGGGACCUCCCACACGCUCGUUAUCCAGCGAUCCGCCCUGCAACUAUACGGCGCGGCUCACGAUAAUAGCCCUCCACCAUACGAACCAAUUGCAGCGUCGUCAAACUCUCGUGUUGUGGGUCGCCUCAAGACGUCGGCAUCACCGUUACUUCUGAGCUCCGUCAAGGAGGCGUACGUCUCGGUGUUGGUGGAGUUCAUGCCCAUGAUCGUGGAUUCUCAGAUAAGUUUGAAGAGCUCACGAUUGGAGAAGCUCCAGAACUCGCUGGACCAGUUGCUUCAGAAUGCCAGAAUCGGCCACUUGGGUCUUCUAAAGUUCUUGGGCUACUGCGUUGAUGAACCUAAUGCCCGCUACGCCUUCCUUUAUCAGAUGCCUGUCGAUUAUUUCCCUUUUCUGCAAGACCCCAGCGACUUAUUGAAAGAGCUCAAGCCUAUGCCUCUCAUCGCUCUCCUUCCAUCGGCCGAGGACUACCGCGAAAAGCGGAUGCCGAAUUUGGAAACUCGGUUCCGGCUGGCCUACGAUCUCAUGAUGUCUGUUCUGCACUUGAGAAGCCAGAAUGCCGUGCAUGGUAACAUCAACAGCAGCAAUGUCAUUUUCUUCCCCGGUCGGACCGACGUGAACAAUGAUGAGAGUGGGUUGGCCCCUGAUCUACGACGUCCUUACUUGACCUCCCCAGCUCGCUUCUCUGGCGACGGGCCCACCCCGGAGCCACUGUCCACAGCGAUGUAUCGGCACCCUGAUGACAAGAGAUCCGUUGAAGACGAAGCCGCCUGGGCUUAUGACCUGUACUCGCUUGGCCUGCUCCUGCUGGAAAUCGGUCUAUGGGCCCCGAUUGGCCGGUUGUGGAAGAUGAAGUAUGACCGCUCAUGGUUCAAGCAUCGUGUUGAAGAUCUCUAUGUGAAGAAGCUUGGUCCGAAGUGCGGUACUGCAUACCUCCAAGCUGUCCAGCUCUGCCUCGACGCCCCCAACUUCCACCUUUCGACCCAGCCCAUGACCGAUCUCAACCUCCGUGUACCCCAGAUCUACCACUAUCCCGUCCUCGACCUGUCCGACCCUGACGGCACAUUCUCUUUCUCAAUGAAUUUCCUCUAUACGAUCUGCAAGAUCUUGUGGUCAUGUGCCCGCAUUGAUAUCUUCUCGGCACCGCCUGCAGAAGAACUGGACGAUUGCCUGCCCCUAGCACUUGUCCCAACCCCCGAACCUACACCGGCGGAGGAGAAGGCCGAUCCGUACCAGCUUUCCCGCGAACCAAUCAACCUCGACAAGAAGCUUCCGACCAUCCCAGUGGAUCCGUGGGGUAUCUUGCCAGAAGAAAAAAGCUUGGACAAGCCCGCUAAGAAGCGGACUGUCAAGCGCCUUCCCCACCUCGAGAUUCCUGAUGAACAUCUUCAGGAAUGGAACUUUCAGAUGAUGCCCCGUCUGAGCCGUCUUCUGCAAAAAAUUCUCAAGGAAUCCAAUGAGUCCUGUGGUGCUACUCUCAUGAUGACUGGUGAAUCCCCGGAAACAGCGAAAACGACCAUCUGCGUGACAUGCGGCAGCGUCAAGAAGGUCCGAUCGGCUUUGAAAAAACAUUUCCCUCUGGGUCGGGAUGACUGGGAUCUCAUCGUCCUUCGAGGCGAUAUUGAGCGAUCAAAAGUCCCCCGCAAGAAGCGUCGCAAGCCCGCCAAGACUCGCCCAAACGGAUCGAACGAAACUCCUUUUCGUCAACGUGAACUGAACCCAUGCCACCAGCAACGGCCUCUAUGUGGCGCCUCUAUCGGUGCGUUUCAGAAUGAGGAACACCUGCCACCCGUCUCUUAUGGUGGUGCCGUGCUCGUCGAUGGACAACCAUAUGGUCUGACAGUUCACCACAUGCUUGAGGCUCCAAGCGACGACGAAGGCUCUGGUGCCGAGGAACCAGAGGCCCCUUCGCGAUCUGCGGGAAACUGGCCUCGAGACCUGUCCAGCGUUGCCAAUCCGAGUUCUAUGCCCACCUGGUGUGAGGACGAACCGUCAGAGAUCAAUUUGGAAUUUGAAAUUUCGGAUUUGGAAGAUGAUGAUGGGUCGAUCUCGCAAGGUCCCGAAGGGGGGCUCGACGAAUAUUGGCUUUCGGAUGAUGACUCGUCGGAUGAUGAGUCUAUCGAAGGUCCUGAUAACGAUGACGGCGAUGUGGCCUCGGUCGGUGAUACUGCCGGCAUCGAUCCGGGGGAAGAGCCGCGGCUACUCGUCACGCAGCCCGCUAUUGACGACAUCCACGAAGAUUUCUUUCCGUCCCCAGAAGACCGCGACGAUGAACAUCUCGCUUCCCAUUGCUUGGGCUACGUGCAUGCAUCCUCGGGCGUGCGCCGGUGGACGCGCAAAGGAAUCAAGCACGAGAUUGAUUGGGCUCUCAUCAAAGUUGACGACAACCGCAUGGACCCUCGCAACAUCAUCGUCGACAAUACCACUUCUCCUCCCGGCCGACCCGGUAUAGGACGAGGCCAACCUCAACUGAUUUUUCUCAAUCAAGUCGCCCGCAUGGAGGAACUAGGCGGCUUACAAGUGCACUGCUGCGGCCGCACGAGUGGGCUGCAGACGGGACAGAUAUCGAAGGCGAUGACGUUGGUCAAGCUCCAUGGUCGACACUCUUUCUCCACGAGCUUAUGUGUUAACGGGAACUUCGGAGCCCCCGGCGACUCCGGCGCAUGGGUUUUCGAUAGGUCGACCGGCCGCGUCUGUGGCCACGUUCUCGCCUGGUCCGCCCGCUCCAAUACCACCUACAUCUCGCCCAUGGAGGUCACCUUCGAAGAUAUCGCGCGUACUCUGAAUGCCUCUGUCGUCUCGCUCCCCGGCGACUCCUCCCGCGCCAUGGGCUACGCUGGCUUGGCCUCCUCUCCUCCCGGCGCAUACCGCCACCAGACUCAUCCCCUUCCGGGCCUUCCGGGGGACUUUAACCGCCUCGUGGCUGCUGGUGUUCCUCCAGGCCCGCCUGGUGUCCCGCCACAUCCCUUCGCACACCCGCAUGCCCACCACCCUGGGAACUUCCCGCGUCCUCCGCCUCCCCCACCUCCCCGCCCUGGGUCCCAGGAGACGCAUGUCCUCCGGGGCGUGAGUCCCAUUCCGCCAUCAUUGUUGACUGGGCCAAGAAACAUCGAGCGGCAGCUUGCCUGA